CCUAGCGCGCUGCCAUCGUCCCGCAAAGCGACGCGACGCGCUGCCCCUCGCUGAGAUAAGUGUCAGGCAGGGCUCUGGAAGCUCCUUGCGCGUCGUGUCUUAGCUGCCCGACGCGACGCCGCCUCGCCGCACCCCUUCCUCUUGCCCUCCCUCUCCCUGGGACAGACACGGGCAGGCACGCCACCAAGACAACGCCGUCUCGGCCAAUCGGACAACUUCGCCAUGGAGACCGUGCGCGACCCCCACCUCGUGACGAAGGAGACGCACGCCGGCCCCGCAUUAAGGAAGCACGUCGCCGAGUUCGCCGAGUUGUUGGUACGAGAUUACCUCUCGAAGCAAGGGUUAAGUAAGACGCUCGCCGAGAUGGACGUCGAAUCAGAAGAAAUAGGUCGAACCAAGCCGACGAUGACGGGCUGGGCCACGAUGGCCGAAUUGAUAAGGCUCACGGAUCUGCUGAGGGCGAACGAGGCGGCGGGCGCCGAGAGUGUAGAAACGAUCCUCGAGGUCCUCGCGAAGGAACUCGCACGGGAGUCGUCGGUCAAAAUGCGGAAGCCCGUGACACUCACCGUUCUCAGGAGCGCACCGUCCUGCGCCGAACGCGCCCGAACGACGGAGCUCAGAGCGACUCUAACAAGGACAGGAGGCAACUACGGCCAUCCCGACCCGCCAAGGAAGAAGAAGACAAAACAAAAAACAGCACCGAUCCCUCCGGCACCUUCCCUGAAACUGAAGGAGGGCAACCCUUCUACUCUAUCAAGGCCCGUCUCGAAUUACGUCAUAAAACCACACGGCGUCAAGGUCCAGCCUGGGGCUCCUAGACAUUUAGCGCAGUCGCUCUCUGCCGAGAGGUGGAUCCCCAUGGACACUCGUGAACGCAUGCUGCGGCGCGAGUUCGCCGAGACCAAACUUAGUUUGGAUAAACUGAAGGCCAGGGCCGACUUCGAGAAGAACGACAGUAAACACCACAAACUGUCGGAACUCGAACAGAACGGCGUGGAAGAGCGCUAUGGGAUUGCCCGGAAGAAGAGUUGUGGGCUUUGUAGGAUGGAAUAUUCUCGGGUGAACCUCGUUUGUGAGGUGCCAAUAAAGGCCAUUGAUGAUUUAAGAAAGAUGUGGAGCGAGGAAUUUACGCCCCACCCGAGGCACGUGAAGGAGUGCGCCAAGGGGAAGUUCCGGGCCUUCACGUACGAUCGGGUCGGCGUCUGCACGAUGUGCGCCCAGUUCUUUAGGGUCGGCCAGCAGGAGGUGUACCGGCCGUCGGUCGAAGCGCGGAACGCGGAGAAGAGGCGGCGGGCGCAGAAGCUUUCCAAUGAAUUGGAUAAAAGGUUUUGGGACCCCGUCAAGCAGCUCGACGCGGACCGGAGAGAUCAAUUGCUGGGGACGGCGGCGGCCGAGAUCGACGUGCCGGGCGCGCGCGUGCCGGCGGCGCCGCUGGCCGUGGAUAAGGACUAGUCUUAGU
Messenger RNA from Pelagomonas calceolata, 1459 nucleotides. The record is from the annotation of a GenBank genome assembly. Lineage: Eukaryota; Pelagophyceae; Pelagomonadales; Pelagomonadaceae.